Messenger RNA from Leptomonas pyrrhocoris, 1943 nucleotides. RefSeq names its product putative mitochondrial ubiquitin activating enzyme. The coding region runs from base 240 to 1943 and encodes 567 amino acids. Gene Ontology annotation, cellular component: cytoplasm; nucleus. Gene Ontology annotation, biological process: protein neddylation. NCBI's taxonomy places the organism in Eukaryota, Euglenozoa, Kinetoplastea, Trypanosomatida, Trypanosomatidae. The record is from RefSeq and is a predicted model, not a curated record. The transcript has a single exon. Gene Ontology annotation, molecular function: NEDD8 activating enzyme activity.
AGGCAACCGAAGUAUAGAACGAGAGAAAGGGGUUUCAUUACGGCGUUCUCUACUCGACCGCAUCUCAGCAAGAUAAAAAAAAAAAACAUUUUUUUAUCUUAGUUUUUCUGUUUGCUACCCUUUCAACCGCGUGUGUUGAUCAGCAAGAAGCGCCAACUCCAUUCUAUCGACUUGCGCUGCCACCACCUCGUCUCUCUUUUCCUUUCUUGCCUUCUACAAAAACCAAAGAGAAAAGAAAAAUGGCAUCCAGCAGCACCGCCUUCGACGUACUCACCGGGGCCGACACGCACUUCGCCACGCCCGACUUCGACCCCGCGUUGACAGACUGGUCCUUCGUCGAGCCCCUCAUUGUUGGUGCCGGCGGCAUCGGCUGUGAGCUGCUCCACCUGCUCGCCCUUAGCGGUUUCGCUCACCUCACGGUGCUGGACAUGGACUUCAUCGAGCUGUCCAACCUGAACCGCCAGUUUCUCUUCACGCAGGCGGACAUCGGAAAGGCGAAGAGCGCCGUCGCGGCCGCGGCGGUCAUGGCGCGUUGCCCACGCGUGUCGGUCACCGCCGUGGCCGGACGGCUGGAAGCGCAGUCGGAUGAGUUUUACGAGAAGUUCGAUGUGGUGCUGCUCGCCGUCGACUCGGUGCCGGCGCGGCGGUGGGUGAACCGUAAGAUGGCUCAGCUCGCCACGCGCACCAUUCUGGCCACCCCAUCCACAACGCCCACCUCAUCACCAGCAGGGUCGGGGUCAGCGGAGGCGGCCGCGGCUACAUCGGCGUCGCGGGGAGGCAGGGUGGUGCGAAGCGUUGGCAUGCACGUGAUUGAGCGCGCUACCCCGAUCAUCGACACCGGCACUGAAGGCUUCGAAGGCCACUGUCGUGUCAUCAACCUCAUCCACAACACCACGCCGUGCAUUGAGUGUGAGAUGUACCUCUACAACAACGGGACAACGCGCAAGACGGUGCCGCUCUGCACGUUGGAGUCGGUGCCGCGUGCGCCGGAGCACUGCGUGCUGUACGCGCAAAUGAAAGAAUGGCCCGAGGAGAGAGGAGGAGAGGGAGGGGAACGGCAACGGCACAAGGCGCAGGGUGCGACGCGGAAUGAGGAGAGCAGUGAUAGCAGCAGGGCUGACGAGGAUACGACGCUGGACCCCGACAACGCCGAGCACGUCCACUGGAUCGCGCAGCGUGCCCGCGCACGUCAAGUGAAGUUCGGCAUCGGCGGCCCACCCAUCGAUGACCUCUUCACCCUCGGGGUCAUCAAGAACGUCGUUCCGGCGGUGGGCUUCACGAACGCCUACGUGGCCGGUCAGGCGGUGACAGAGACGCUGAAGUGGCUAACGGGCUGUGCCCCGCAGCUGGACAACUUUGCUUUCUUCAACGGUGCGACAGAAGCUGGGGUCUUUACGGAUGUGCAUAGGUGCAUCGGCGCACCGAUGGCCGGGGGCGGGGACGUGGGCGGGCGCUGCCUCGUGUGCGGACCGCGCCCGGUGGUGGGCGUUGACGCCGCGCGCGUCAGCCCCACUGCGUUUGUGGCCGGUUUGAUUGAACUGCUGGUGACGGAGGAGGCGGUGAGGACAGAGCUGCGCCGCGGCACAGCCUCUUUGAUGCUUCCGUCGGGUGAGUCGGGGCAGGUGGUGGAGGUGGCCCUUCCUCCGUUGGGCCCGCAUAACCACAAUAAGGUGAAAGCGAAGGGCGUCGGUGGUGGUGAUGGGGGGGAUGGACUUGUGGCAAGCGCAGCAGCGGAGGGCGGUGACAGCGCAGCGGCUGCAGCGAGUCUCGCUGACCUGCUCUGUGCAGCUGGGCACGCAGAUUUUGUUCACGAGUGGGCGACUGGAUCGCAGAUGGCGGAUGUGGAGUGCUUUGGCGGCGCGGAGGCGCGCAUCUCGGCUCUGGUGCAGUGGGAGGGGGAGCGGGGAAGCGGGGAGACGGGGGGAGGCGUAGCAGGAGAUUGA